This is a messenger RNA of Acanthosepion pharaonis, 7548 nucleotides long. NCBI's taxonomy places the organism in Eukaryota, Metazoa, Mollusca, Cephalopoda, Sepiida, Sepiidae. The record is from the annotation of a GenBank genome assembly.
AUGUUGAUAUUUCAUCUAUUCCUCUCCUCCCUUUCUCUUCAGUUUACAUUUUUUUUUUUUAUCUUUCCCUUUUGCUAUUGCAGCGAUUUUACUUUAUAUUUCUUUCUCUUAUUCUUUCCUCUGGUAAUUCCUUCGCUUUUUCUUUCUUUUUACCUCUUCCACAUCAUUUCUUUCUCUUAUUCUUUCCUCUGGUCAUUCCUUCGCUUUUCUUUUUUUUUUUUACAUCAUUCAUUUCUUUCCCUUUACUCUUUUUACUUAUUUUUCUUUCCUUCUUCCACAUCAUUUCUUUCUCUUUUUCUUUCCUUUAAGUCCUUUGUAUUUUUUUUAUUUUUUAUUCCACAACAUUUCUUUCCCUUACUCUUUACUCUGGUAAUUCCUUCGUUUUUCUUUCUUUGUACUUUUCCACAUUUUCUUUCUCUUUAUUCUUUCCUCCACAUCAUUUUUUUUUUUUUUACUUCUUCCACAUCAUUUCUUUCCUUUCCUCUGUCAUUUUUUUUUUUACCUCUUCCAUUUUUUCCCUUAUUCUUUCCUCUGGUCAUUUUUUUUCUUUUUUUACUUUUUUUCUUUCCUUUUUUUUUCUUCUUCCACCACAACAUUUCUUCAUUUCUUUCCCUUUUUUGUUUUUUUUCCUCUGGUAAGUCCUUUGUAUUUUUUUUGUUUUUUACCUCUUCCACAACAUUUCUUUUCCUUACUCUUUUUACUCUGGUAAUUCCUUCCUUUUUUCUUUUCUUUGUACUUCUUCCACAUCAUUUCUUUUUCUUUUACAUCUUUCCUCUGGUAAGUCCUUUGUAUUUUUUGUUUUUUACCUCUUCCACAACAUUUCUUCCCUUUUUUCUUUCUUUGUACUUCUUCCACAUCAUUAAUUCCUUCGCUUUUUCUUUUCUUUGUACUUCUUUUUUUUACCUCAUCCACAUCAUUUCUUUCCCUUAUUCUUUCCUCUGGUCAGUCCUUUGUAUUUUUUUUUUUUUUUUUUUUUUUCUUUCCACAACAUUUCUUUUCCUUUACUCUUUCCUCUGUCCUUUUGUAUUUUUUUGUUUUUUACCUCUUCCACAACAUUUCUUUCCCUCUUUUUCUUUCCUCUGGUUUUUUUUCUUUCUUUGUAUUCUUCCUAUUUCUUUCUCUUAUUCUUUUCCUUUCUUUUUACCUUCCACAACAUUUCUUUCCCUUCUUUUUUCCUUUUACUUCUUCCAAGUUUCCUUUGUAUUUUUUCUUUUUUUUUUACUCUUCCUUUGUAUUUUUUUUUUUUUUACCUCUUCCACAACAUUUUUUCCCUUUUACUCUGGUUUUUCCUUCAUCAUUUCUUUUUCUUUAUUUUCUCUUUUUUUUUUUUUACCUCUAAUUUCUUCUUCCUUUAAUUCACAUCAUUUCUUUCUUAUUCUUUCCUCUGGUAAGUCCUUUGUAUUUUUUUGUUUUUUUUUUCCUUACUCUUCCACAACAUUUCUUUCCCUUUUUACUCUUUUACCACAACCUCCUUCGCUUUUUCUUUCUUUUUUACUUCUUCCACAUCAUUUCUUUCUCUUAUUCUUUCCUCUGGUAAUUCCUUUUGUAUUUUUUUGUUUUUUACCUCUUCCACAACAUUUCUUUCCCUUACUCUUUACUCUGGUAAUUCCUUCCUUUUUUCUUUUCUUUUUACCUCAUCCACAUCAUUUCAUUCCCUUACUCUUUCCUCUGGUAAUCCUUUGUAUUUUUUUGUUUUUUACCUCUUCCACAACAUUUCUUUCCCUUACUCUUUACUCUGGUAAUUCCUUCGCUUUUUCUUUCUUUUUACUUCUUCCACAUCAUUUCUUUCUCUUAUUCUUUCCUCUGUCCUUUGUAUUUUUUUUUUUUUUACCUCUUCCACAACAUUUCUUUCCCUUACUCUUUACUCUGGUAAUUCCUUCUUUUUUUUUUUUUUUUUACUUCUUCCACAUCAUUUCUUUCUCCUUAUUCUUUCCUCUGGUAAGUCCUUUGUAUUUUUUUUUUUUUUUUACCUCUUCCACAACAUUUCUUUCCCUUACUCUUUUACUCUGUCCUUUGUAUUUUUUUUCUUUUUACCUCUUCCACAACAUUUCUUUCCUCUUAAUUCCUUCUUUUUUCUUUCUUUUUAACUUCUUCCACAUCAUUUCUUUCUCUUUAUUCCUUCCUCUUUUUUGUAUUUUUUGUUUUUUACCCUUCCACAACAUUUCCCCUUACUCUUUACUCUGUCCUUUGUAUUUUUUUGUUUUUUACCUCUUCCACAACAUUUCUUUCCCUUUACUUUUUUACUCUGGUAAUUCCUUUCUGCUUUUUCUUUCUUUUUUACUUCUUCCACAUCAUUUCUUUCCCUUAUUCUUUCCUCUGGUAAGUCCUUUGUAUUUUUUUGUUUUUACCUCUUCCACAACAUUUCUUUCCCUUACUUUUACUCUGGUAAUUCCUUCUGCUUUUUUCUUUUUUGUACUUCUUCCACAUCAUUUCUUUCUCUUAUUCUUUCCUCUGGUAAGUCCUUUUGUAUUUUUUUGUUUUUUUUUCCACAACAUUUUUUCACAACAAUUUUUCUUUUUUUCUUUUUUUUUUACUUCUUCCACAUCAUUUCUUUCCCUUACUCUUUCCUCUGUCCUUUGUAUUUUUUUGUUUUUUUACCUCUUCCACAACAUUUCUUUCCCUUACUCUUUUUACUCUGGUAAUUCCUUCGCUUUUUUCUUUUCUUUUACUUCUUCCACAUCAUUUCUUUCCUUAUUCUUUCCUCUGGUAAUCCUUUUGUAUUUUUUUUUUUUUACCUCUUCCACAACAUUUCUUUCCCUUACUCUUUACUCUGGUAAUUCCUUCCUUUUUCUUUUUUUGUACUUCUUCCACAUCAUUUCUUUCUUUAUUCUUUCCUCUCUGGUAAGUCCUUUGUAUUUUUUUUUUUUUACCUCUUCCACAACAUUUCUUUCCCUUACUUUUUUUCUGGUAAUUCCUUUUCGCUUUUUCUUUUCUUUGUACUUCUUCCACAUCAUUUCUUUCCCUAUUCUUUCCUCUGGUAAGUCCUUUGUAUUUUUUUUUUUUACCUCUUCCACAACAUUUUUUCCCUUUUUUUUUUUCUUAUUCUUUCCUCUUUUCUUUUUUUUUGUACUUCUUCCACAUCAUUUCUUUUCUUUAUUCUUUCCUCUGGUAAGUCCUUUGUAUUUUUUUGUUUUUUUACCUCUUCCACAACAUUUCUUUCCCUUACUCUUUUACUCUGGUAAUUCCUUCCUUUUUUUUUUUCUUUUUACUUCUUCCACAUCAUUUCUUUCCCUUAUUCUUUCCUCUGGUAAUCCUUUGUAUUUUUUUUGUUUUUACCUCUUCCACAACAUUUCUUUCCUUACUCUUUACUCUGGUAAUUCCUUCCUUUUUCUUUCUUUUGCUUCUUCCACAUCAUUUCUUUCUCUUAUUCUUUCCUCUGGUAAGUCCUUUUGUAUUUUUUUGUUUUUACCUCUUCCACAACAUUUCUUUCCCUUACUCUUUUACUCUGGUAAUUCCUUCUUUUUCUUUCUUUUUACUUCUUCCACAUCAUUUCUUUCCUUACUCUUUCCUCUGGUAAUCUUUCUUUUUUGUUUUUUACUUUCCACAUCAUUUCUUUCUCUUAUUCUUUCCUCUGGUAAGUCCUUUUGUAUUUUUUUUUUUUUUUACCUCUUCCACAACAUUUCUUUCCCUUACUCUUUUACUCUGGUAAUUCCUUCCUUUUUCUUUUUUUUUUUACUUCUUCCACAUCAUUUCUUUCCCUUAUUCUUUCCUCUGGUAAGUCCUUUGUAUUUUUUUUUUUUUUACCUCUUCCACAACAUUUCUUUCCUUACUCUUUACUCUGUUAAUUCCUUCCUUUUUUUCUCUUUUUUCUUUUUUCCUUACUUUUACUCUGUCUUCCUUCGCUUUUUUCUUUUUUUGUACUUUUCCACAUCAUUUCUUUCUUUUCCUUUGUAUUUUUUUUUUUUUACCUCUUCCACAACAUUUCUUUCCCUUACUCUUUUACUCUGUCCUUUUGUAUUUUUUGUUUUUUACCUCUUCCACAACAUUUCUUUCCUUACUCUUUACUCUGGUAAUUCCUUCGCUUUUUCUUUCUUUGUACUUCUUCCACAUCAUUUCUUUCUCUUAUUCUUUCCUCUGGUAAGUCCUUUGUAUUUUUUUGUUUUUUACCUCUUCCACAACAUUUCUUUCCCUUACUCUUUACUCUGUCCUUUGUAUUUUUUUGUUUUUUACCUUUUUUUUCCUCUUCCACAAUUCCUUUUUUUCUUUCUUUUUACUUCUUCCACAUUUCUUUCCUUUACUCUUUCCUCUGGUAAUUCCUUUUGUAUUUUUUUGUUUUUUACCUCUUCCACAACAUUUCUUUUCCUUACUUUUUACUCUGGUAAUUCCUUUUUUUUUUUCUUUUUACUUCUUCCACAUCAUUUCUUUUUUUUAUUCUUUCCUCUGGUAUUUUUUUUUAUUUUUUUUUUUUUUACCUCUUCCACAACAUUUCUUUCCCUUACUCUUUACUCUGGUAAUUCCUUCCUUUUUUCUUCUUUUUUACUUCUUCCACAUCAUUUCUUUCUCUUAUUCUUUCCUCUGGUAAGUCCUUUGUAUUUUUUUGUUUUUUACCUCUUCCACAACAUUUCUUUCCCUUACUCUUUACUCUGUCCUUUGUAUUUUUUUGUUUUUUACCUCUUCCACAACAUUUCUUUCCUUACUCUUUACUCUGGUAAUUCCUUCGCUUUUUCUUUCUUUUUACUUCUUCCACAUCAUUUCUUUCUCUUAUUCUUUCCUCUGUCCUUUGUAUUUUUUUGUUUUUUACCUCUUCCACAACAUUUCUUUUCCCUUACCUUUACUCUGGUAAUUCCUUCCUUUUCUUUCUUUUUUACUUCUUCCACAUCAUUUCUUUCCCUUACUCUUUCCUCUGUCCUUUGUAUUUUUUUUUUUUUUACCUCUUCCACAACAUUUCUUUCCCUUACUCUUUCCUCUGGUAAUUCCUUCGCUUUUUCUUUCUUUUUACUUCUUCCACAUCAUUUCUUUCCCUUACUCUUUCCUCUGGUAAUCCUUUGUAUUUUUUUUGUUUUUUUUCCUCUUCCACAACAUUUCUUUCCCUUACUUUUUACUCUGGUAAUUCCUUUUUUUUUUUUUUUUACUUCUUCCACAUCAUUUCUUUCUCUUAUUCUUUCCUCUGGUAAGUCCUUUUGUAUUUUUUUUUUUUACCUCUUCCACAACAUUUCUUUCCCUUUACUCUUUACUCUGGUAAUUCCUUCGCUUUUUUCUUUCUUUUUACUUCUUCCACAUCAUUUCUUUCUCUUAUUCUUUCCUCUGGUAAGUCCUUUGUAUUUUUUUUUUUUUUUCUUCCACAACAUUUCUUUCCCUUACUUUUACUCUGUCCUUUGUAUUUUUUUGUUUUUUACCUCUUCCACAUUUCUUUCCUCUUUUACUCUGGUAAUUCCUUCGCUUUUUCUUUCUUUUUACUUCUUCCACAUCAUUUCUUUCUUUUCUUUCCUCCCUUUGUAUUUUUUUUUUUUUUACCUCUUCCACAACAUUUCUUUCCCUUACUCUUUUUCUGGUAAUUCCUUCUUUUUUUCUUUCUUUUUACUUCUUCCACAUCAUUUCUUUCUCUUAUUCUUUCCUCUGGUAAGUCCUUUGUAUUUUUUUUUUUUUUUUACCUCUUCCACAACAUUUCUUUCCCUUACUUUUACUCUGGUAAUUCCUUCCUUUUUUCUUUUCUUUUUACUUCUUCCACAUCAUUUCUUUCCUUUAUUCUUUCCUCUAGUAAUCCUUUGUAUUUUUUUUUUUUUACCUCUUCCACAACAUUUCUUUCCCUUACUCUUUACUCUGGUAAUUCCUUCUUUUUCUUUUUCUUUUUUUACUCUUCCACAUCAUUUCUUUUUCUUUAUUCUUUCCUCUGGUAAGUCCUUUGUAUUUUUUUUUUUUUUUUUACCUCUUCCACAACAUUUCUUUCCCUUACUCUUUACUCUGGUAAUUCCUUCGCUUUUUCUUUUCUUUUUUACUUCUUCCACAUCAUUUCUUUCCUUUAUUCUUUCCUCUGUCUUUUUUUUUUUUGUUUUUUACUUCUUCCACAUCAUUUCUUUCCUUCUUUUUUCUCUGGUAAUUCCUUUUGUUUUUUUUUGUUUUUUUCUUCCACCUCUUUCUUUCAACAUUUCUUUCCUCUUAAGUCCUUUUGUAUUUUUUGUAAUUCCUUUCUUUCCCUUUUUUUUACUUUUUCUUUUUUUUACUUCUUCCACAUCAUUUCUUUUCUUAUUCUUUCCUCUGUCCUUUGUAUUUUUUUUUUUUUACCUCUUCCACAACAUUUCUUUCCCUUACUCUUUUACUCUGGUAAUUCCUUCGCUUUUUUUCUUUUCUUUUUUUCUUCCACAUCAUUUCUUUCCCUUACUCUUUCCUCUGGUAAGUCCUUUGUAUUUUUUUUUUCUUUUUUACCUCUUCCACAACAUUUCUUUCCUUUACUCUUUUACUCUGGUAAUUCCUUCUUUUUUCUUUCUUUUUUACUUCUUCCACAUCAUUUCUUUCUCUUUAUUCUUUCCUCUGGUAAGUCCUUUGUAUUUUUUUUUUUUUUUUACCUCUUCCACAACAUUUCUUUCCUUUACUCUUUACUCUGGUAAUUCCUUCGCUUUUUCUUUCUUUGUACUUCUUCCACAUCAUUUCUUUCUCUUAUUCUUUCCUCUGGUAAGUCCUUUGUAUUUUUUUGUUUUUUACCUCUUCCACAACAUUUCUUUCCUUUACUCUUUUUACUCUGGUAAUUCCUUCCUUUUUCUUUCUUUGUACUUCUUCCACAUCAUUUCUUUCCCUUAUUCUUUCCUCUGUCCUUUGUAUUUUUUUUUUUUACCUCUUCCACAACAUUUCUUUCCCUUACUCUUUACUCUGGUAAUUCCUUCCUUUUUUUUUUUCUUUGUACUUCUUCCACAUCAUUUCUUUCUCUUAUUCUUUCCUCUGGUAAGUCCUUUGUAUUUUUUUUGUUUUUUACCUCUUCCACAACAUUUCUUUCCCCUUACUCUUUACUCUGGUAAUUCCUUCCUUUUUUCUUUCUUUUGUACUUCUUCCACAUCAUUUCUUUCUCUUAUUCUUUCCUCUGUCCUUUGUAUUUUUUUGUUUUUUACCUCUUCCACAACAUUUCUUUCCCUUACUCUUUACUCUGGUAAUUCCUUCGCUUUUUCUUUCUUUGUACUUCUUCCACAUCAUUUCUUUCUCUUAUUCUUUCCUCUGUCCUUUGUAUUUUUUUUUUUUUUACCUCUUCCACAACAUUUCUUUCCCUUACUCUUUCCACUAUUAAUCCUUCGCUUUUUCUUUCUUUUUACCUCUUCUACGUCAUUUGUUUCUCUUCCUCUUUCCUCUGGUAAUUCUUUCGGUAUUUUUCUUUCUUUUCACCUCAUCAACAUCAUUUCUUUCUCUUACUCAUUCCUCUGUAAUUCCUUCACUUUCUCUUUCUUUUUACCUCUUCCACAUCAUUUCUUUCUCUUACUCUUUCCUCUGCUAUCUCCGUAUUCUUUCUCCCUGUUUUCCUUUUCAUCUCAAAUAUCAUUAUUUUUAUUGUUUACUCCCUUUCUUUUUCUCUUUUAUUUUCCUUAUUAUUUCCAUUCUAUAAGUAUUUCUUCUAACAAGUCUUGA